Messenger RNA from Talaromyces amestolkiae, 1641 nucleotides. RefSeq lists its product as uncharacterized. The record is from RefSeq and is a predicted model, not a curated record. The transcript is spliced from 2 exons. The coding region runs from base 1 to 1641 and encodes 546 amino acids. Gene Ontology annotation, biological process: proteolysis. Gene Ontology annotation, molecular function: serine-type endopeptidase activity; tripeptidyl-peptidase activity. Lineage: Eukaryota; Fungi; Ascomycota; Eurotiomycetes; Eurotiales; Trichocomaceae.
AUGCUGAUGCAGUUUCGCCUCGCCAUGACUCAACCACGAGCCGGAGAAUUCGAACAGCACGUGAUCAACAUUGCAACACCAGGGCAUAAGAUGUACGGCAAGCACAUGAAGCGUGAUGAGAUCAAAGCCUUUAUGCAGCCUUCCGCCGAAGUCUCAGAUGCCGUCGUAUCCUGGCUGAAGUCAGAGGGCGUUUCGGAGAAUCUGAUGGAAGUAGACAGCGAUUGGGCCAAGUUCAUCGUUCCACUACACCAAGCAGAGAGAAUGCUCAACACGACUUUUUACAUCUUUCACGACCACGACAAGACCGUGUUCAGAGUUCGCACUUUACAGUACUCGGUCCCCAGCGAGAUCCAUCGGCACAUCCAGCUCAUCCAACCAACAACGCAUUUCGGACGCAACAAGGCUCAGAAAAGUCUUGUCUACGAUCAAAGACAGAUCGAAGUUGCCGCACAAGUUGAUUGCAACACUUCCAUCACACCGGAUUGCUUGAGAGACUUGUAUAAACUAGGAGAUUUCACGGCAAGCCCAGAUUCCCGUAACAAGUUGGGCAUCUCGGGAUAUCUAGAGCAGUAUGCGAGAUAUGAUGACCUAGACACAUUUUUGAAACAAUACGCACCACAAGCGGAGAACGCGACUUUCACGGUUCAGGAAAUCAACGGCGGCUUGAAUGAUCAGUCUUCGGAUCUUGACAGCGUCGAAGCAUCCCUCGACAUCCAAUAUGGCAUUUCUCUAUCGUACCAAGUGCCAACGAUUUUCUUUAGUACAGGUGGCCGUGGUCCAUUAGUUCCUGAUGCGAGUCAACCCGACGCGAAUGCUUCAUCAAACGAGCCUUAUCUAGAGCAACUCCAUUACCUAUUGGACUUAGCGGAUGAAGACCUACCGGCGGUGCUUUCUACUUCUUACGGCGAAAAUGAACAAACUCUGCCAGAGUCGUAUACCAAUACCACAUGCGGUCUUUUCGCUCAGCUUGGAGCUCGUGGCGUGUCGAUAAUUUUCAGUAGCGGAGACGAAGGAGUCGGUCAGACGUGUCUCACCAAUGACGGCACCAAUAGGACAAGAUUCAAUCCCAUCUAUCCAGCUUCCUGUCCGUUCGUCACAUCAGUCGGGGGGACGUACCGGAUUAAUCCAGAGCGGGCCGUAUCUUUUUCCUCUGGAGGAUUCUCGGAGCGUUUCUCUCGUCCAUCGUAUCAAGAGGAUGCUGUUGCUUCGUAUCUAUCUAUUCUCGGUGACCAGUGGCAGGAUCUCUACAAUCCUGAUGGACGAGGCUUUCCUGAUGUGUCAGCUCAGGCGCACGCUUACAUUGUGCGAGAUCACGGUAGUUUUAUCCAAGUAGAUGGAACCAGCGCUUCUGCACCCACAAUUGCAGCUAUCAUCUCAGAUCUGAACUCGGUGCGACUGGAGAACAACCAACCUGUUCUCGGAUUUUUGAAUCCGUGGUUAUAUACAUUGAACGGUUCGGGAUUCACUGAUAUUGUGGAUGGUGGUUCAAAUGGUUGCACCGGUCAAAAUUCUAGGUCCGGUGAAGCCACGCCGUAUGUUCCUUAUGCUAGUUGGAAUGCUACUCCGGGAUGGGACCCAGUCACUGGUUUGGGGACACCUCUUUUCGAUUCGUUGUCUCAGCUUGCUUUGGAGGAGGUAUGA